AUGGGAACAGUACGCCCGGAGCAGAAUGCUCGUCCUUGGCUCUGCCUCCUCCUCCUGCUGGGCUUCUUGGUGUCCACUUCAGCAGCCUGGGACCUGGUUGUACUCCACACCAAUGAUGUUCAUGCUCGAGUGGAGGAGACCAGCGAGCAAUCCGGGAAAUGCAGCAGCAGCAGUGGGUGUUUUGCCGGGGUGGCCCGGAGAGCCACGAUGAUCAAGAGGAUCCGCAGCAACGAGAGCAACGUGCUGCUGCUGGACGCUGGAGACCAGUUCCAGGGGACUAUCUGGUUCAACCACUACAAGGGAGGAGCUGAGGCUGCGUAUUUUAUGAACGAACUGGGGUAUGACUGCAUGGCUUUUGGAAAUCACGAGUUUGAUAAUGGAGUGGAGGGACUCAUGAGACCGUUCUUGGAGCAGAUCAAUUUUACGGUUCUCAGCGCCAACAUCAAAACAGACAAAACUCUGGCCUCAACGUUUGGCAGCUCUUAUUUACCUCAUAAGAUCCUUACUGUUGGCAGCGAGAAGGUGGGAGUGAUUGGAUACACAACACAGGAGACUCCUGUAGUGUCAACACCUGGACCACACUUGCAGUUUGAGGACGAGGUGACUGCCGUGCAGCUGCAGGUGGUUGAACUGCAGAAGCAGGGAGUCAAUAAGAUCAUUGCACUGGGUCACUCAGGCAUUGAUGUGGAUAAGGAGAUCGCCAAGAAGGUCAGCGGAGUGGACCUUGUCAUCGGUGGACACAGCGACACUUUCCUCUAUACAGGAUCCCCUCCUUCUACUGAAGUCCCUGCUGGUUCUUAUCCACUCAUGGUGCAAUCAGACGAUGGGUGGCAGGUUCCUGUUGUGCAGGCCUAUGCCUUUGGAAAAUAUCUGGGUCAUCUGAAGGUGACCUUUGACAAUGCUGGGAAUGUGGUAAAUGCCACAGGAAACCCCAUCCUGCUGGACAGCAAUAUCCCACAGGAUCCAGAAGUUCUUGCUGACGUGGAGGAAUGGAAAAAGGGUCUGGCCAACUACUCAACUCAAGUGGUGGGAAACACUCUGGUCUUCCUGAAUGCGUCACGUGAGGAGUGUCGAUUUGGGGAAUGCAACAUUGGAAACCUGAUCUGUGAUGCCAUGGUCGACAACAACAUCAGGUUCUCAGACAGUGUUCAGUGGAACCACGUCAGUGCCAGCAUCUUCAACGCAGGAGGCAUUCGCAAGUCUAUUGAUGAACGUACCAGGAACGGUUCAAUCACCAUGGAGGACGUGAUCGCUGUCUUACCUUUUGGAGGGACUAUGGACCUGCUGGAGCUGAAGGGAUCGACAUUGUUUAAAAUCUUUGAACACGCAUUGAAACGAUAUGGCCAGAGCAAAGGAGAGUUCCUCCAAGUAUCAGGAAUUCAAUUCGAGUUUGACCCCUCUAAACCAGAGGGGAAUCGUGUGAUGAGCCUCAGCAUCCUCUGCGUGAAGUGUCGAGUUCCUCGCUACGAGCCUGUUCAACCGGAGACGGUUUAUAAAGUGGUGAUGCCAUCCUUCAUAGCGCAGGGUGGAGAUAGAUACUCCAUGAUCCCAGACGAGAGGCUCAACCACGACACAGGGAAUUUGGACAUCGCAGUCCUGUCUGAAUACAUCAUGAAAAACCAGAAAGUUUAUACGCCUCUUCAAGGACGCAUUAAGGUCCUCAACUCAACCUCUGGACAAACCACUCCACUGGUUAUUCUGGUCUCACUUGGGCUGCUGUGGUCUCUGUGUGGGAGCAUGGAAGGCUGACUUUAACCAGAAACACAACUUAAACCCUUUCUCUCCUAGUGGAGCACAGGUCAUCCACAAAUCUUUUCCAGUGCUCGCUGAUUUGGGCCACUUUCUGCAGUUCCAAUUUUACGUCACUUUCUUGGCCUCUAUGUCUGGUGACCUCCA
Epinephelus moara (kelp grouper) is the source of this 1896-nucleotide messenger RNA. Its product is annotated as snake venom 5'-nucleotidase-like. Gene Ontology annotation, cellular component: plasma membrane. Gene Ontology annotation, biological process: AMP catabolic process. Gene Ontology annotation, molecular function: nucleotide binding; metal ion binding; 5'-nucleotidase activity. NCBI's taxonomy places the organism in Eukaryota, Metazoa, Chordata, Actinopteri, Perciformes, Serranidae. Bases 1 to 1749 code for a protein of 582 amino acids. The record is from RefSeq and is a predicted model, not a curated record. The transcript is spliced from 11 exons.